Molecule: messenger RNA, 891 nt
Organism: Homarus americanus (American lobster)
Lineage: Eukaryota; Metazoa; Arthropoda; Malacostraca; Decapoda; Nephropidae
Product: basic salivary proline-rich protein 2-like
Exons: 1
Coding region: 1-891 (296 amino acids)
Source: RefSeq, a predicted model, not a curated record
AUGGGCCCUACCAGGGGCGGCAGCGACCCCAGGGGCCUUCCCAGCGGCGACAACGACUCCAGGGUCUCUCCCAGGGGCCCACUCAGGGCUGGUGGCGCCCCCAUGGACCCUGCCAGAGGCGGUGGUGCCUCCAGAGACACCUUCAGGGAUAGAGGCGCCACCAAGAACCUUUCCAGGGACCCUCCCAUAGGCGGCGGCGCCCCCAGUGAGCGUUUCUUGGUCGGUGGCUCCCUCAGGGAACCUUCCAGGGAUAGUGGCUCUCCCAGGGACCCUUUCAGAAGUGGUGGGGCCCCUAGGGACCCUCCCAGAGAUCUUCCCAGUGACAGCGGCACUCCCAGGGACCCUCACAGGGACGGCGGCGCCCCCAGAAACUCUCCGAGGAGCGGAGGAGUCCACAUGGGCCCUGCCAGGGGUGUUGGCCCUUCCAAUGGUGGUGGCAUUCCCAAGGCCCCACUCAGGUGUGGCAGCACCCCCAGGGAACCUCCCAGAGGCAUUGGCAACCCCAGGGACACCUUUAGGGACAUAGGCACCCCUUGGAACCUUCUCUGGGACCCUCUCAAGUGUGGUGGCACCCUCAAGGAUUGUCCCAGGGGUGAUGGCGCCCUCAGGGACCCUCUCAUGGGUUGUGGUGCCCCUAGGAACCCCGCCAGUGAUGGAGGUACGGCUAGCAUCCCUCCCAGGGACCCUUCCAGUGACAGCGGCACCACCAAGGACUCUUGCAGGGGCAGCGGAUCUCCAAGGACCCUCUCAGGGACAGCGAUGCCCCCAGGAACCCUCCGAGGGGUGGUGCCUUCCAGGGACCCUAGCAAAGAUCCCCAGGUGCCCUACGGCAUGCUUGUUCAUUGUGUCAUAUAUAUUACAUACUUCCAGAAGUUCCUUACUGAGCUAUGA